Xenopus laevis (African clawed frog) is the source of this 2929-nucleotide messenger RNA. RefSeq names its product SMAD family member 4, gene 2 L homeolog (gene smad10.L). Gene Ontology annotation, biological process: BMP signaling pathway; regulation of DNA-templated transcription; animal gross anatomical part developmental process. The transcript is spliced from 12 exons. Gene Ontology annotation, cellular component: heteromeric SMAD protein complex; nucleus; transcription regulator complex. The coding region runs from base 125 to 2104 and encodes 659 amino acids. Gene Ontology annotation, molecular function: I-SMAD binding; RNA polymerase II cis-regulatory region sequence-specific DNA binding; DNA-binding transcription factor activity, RNA polymerase II-specific. NCBI's taxonomy places the organism in Eukaryota, Metazoa, Chordata, Amphibia, Anura, Pipidae. The record is from RefSeq and is a predicted model, not a curated record.
CUAUUAUCCCACGGUUACUAUAGGUGCCUUUUGGUCUCACUCAGUUUUUAGUAAAUACUUCCCUGUAGUAAUAGUUUGCAGUUUAGGUAUAGUUUGCCUUUAAAUACAUUCUCCCCUCCCCCAUAUGAUUCGCCUGUCUAUUAACCUGUUCCUGUCCUGCAGCUGGUAUGUUGCUAUUAAGUGCUCUUGUUUCUCCCCAGUGAGUGGAAGCUGCUGCCCCUCUAUAGACCGAGGCUUCUCCCCAGUGCUGCACAGCUGGUUCCCCCCAAUGAGACGAGUACAGGAUCAGUUUGUUAUGUCUGCCCGCUGGUUAUUUUGUUGCAGCCUGAGUCAGUCUGUCUCCCCUCCCUCCCAUGCUUUUCCGCUGCUCACUCUCCGUGUCCUGUCUCUUCUCUCUCUCAAGUUGGGGGAGAUCCCGGCCAUGUCUCUGACCCCUCCUAACAGCAGUGAUGCCUGUCUCAGCAUCGUACACAGUCUCAUGUGCCACCGGCAGGGGGGGGAGAACGAGGGCUUUGCCAAGAGAGCCAUUGAGAGUCUCGUCAAGAAACUGAAGGAGAAGAAAGACGAGCUGGACUCCCUCAUCACUGCCAUUACUACUAAUGGAGUGCACCCCAGCAAGUGCGUUACCAUCCAGCGAACCUUGGACGGGAGGCUUCAGGUAGCCGGCCGUAAAGGUUUCCCACAUGUGAUCUACGCUCGUUUGUGGCGCUGGCCGGACCUGCACAAGAAUGAGCUGAAACACGUUAAGUUCUGCCAGUUCGCCUUCGACCUGAAGUACGACAGCGUGUGCGUGAACCCCUAUCACUACGAGCGGGUGGUUUCUCCCGGCAUUGGUCUGAGUAUCCCUAGCACUGUGACCACCCCAUGCCGGUCAGUAAAAGAGGAGUAUGUCCAUGAGUGUGAAAUGGAUGCAUCUUCAUGUCUCCCAGCAUCCCAGGAACUUCCGCCAGCCAUCAAACAUGCCUCCCUUCCACCAAUGCCACCUACAGAGUCCUACAGGCAGCCACUGCCCCCACUCACCCUACCCAAGAGCCCCCAGACUGCUAUCAGCAUGUAUCCCAACAUGCCCCUCUCUCCCUCUGUGGCUCCUGGUUGCCCUCUCAUACCUAUGCAUGGUGAGGGGUUACUACAGAUAGCUCCAUCCCAUCCCCAGCAAAUGUUGUCCAUAUCUCCGCCUUCCACACCGAGCCAGAACUCCCAGCAGAAUGGUUAUUCUUCCCCCCCAAAGCAGCCUUUCCAUGCUUCUUGGACAGGGAGCAGCACAGCUGUAUAUACCCCGAACCCUGGGGUACAGCAGAACGGAAGAGGAAACCAGCAACCUCCACUUCACCACCCAAACAACUACUGGCCCCUUCACCAGAGCUCCCCUCAGUAUCAGCACCCCGUGUCAAACCACCCAGGCCCAGAGUUCUGGUGCUCCGUUGCCUAUUUCGAGAUGGAUGUUCAGGUUGGGGAGAUAUUUAAAGUCCCAUCUAACUGUCCCGUGGUCACGGUGGAUGGAUAUGUGGACCCCUCUGGUGGGGAUCGGUUUUGCCUUGGUCAGCUUUCUAACGUGCAUCGCACAGACACUAGUGAGCGUGCAAGGCUUCACAUCGGGAAGGGAGUGCAGCUUGAGUGUCGGGGCGAGGGAGACGUAUGGAUGAGGUGCCUCAGUGAUCACGCCGUGUUUGUUCAGAGUUAUUACUUGGACAGGGAAGCAGGGCGAGCGCCGGGAGAUGCAGUCCACAAGAUUUAUCCGGGCGCCUACAUUAAGGUGUUUGACUUGCGACAGUGUCACCGGCAGAUGCAGCAGCAGGCGGCUACGGCUCAAGCAGCGGCUGCAGCCCAAGCAGCGGCUGUGGCCGGCGCAAUCCCUGGUCCCGGGUCGGUGGGGGGCAUCGCUCCUGCUGUCAGUCUUUCUGCUGCGGCCGGUAUCGGGGUGGACGACCUACGGCGCCUCUGUAUCUUGCGCCUUAGUUUUGUGAAGGGCUGGGGCCCUGAUUACCCUCGGCAGAGCAUCAAGCAGACUCCCUGCUGGAUCGAGGUCCAUCUUCACCGUGCGCUGCAGCUUCUUGAUGAAGUUCUCCAUACUUUGCCAAUGGCAGACCCCAGUUCUGUCAACUAACCAAGACCCCGAGGUCUGUCAGAUUGCCAGUGGCAGACUAACUGUCAACUACCAAAGCCAGGAUGAGACAAGACUCCUAAUUAAGACUCAUCCAGUCCAAAGUGAGCCAAUCAGGAUUCAUCCAAUCAUAUGUUAAGCAAAGACAAAUGUUUGCCAUAGACCUUCCAGUCCUUUGGAGACCCGGCCAAUACAUUGGGCACACGGAUACCUGACGCCCCCUUGGAUCUUCCUGCUGAUUGGUGGAACCAGUAGGAUGGAGGCACAGAACUCCCCCGAGUGGAGCUACACAGGACAUGUGACUUUGGGUGAAGUAGAUGAACUGUGUUUUUAUAGCUGAAAUGCAUUAAAUGUUCCUUAUUUUUUUGGUCAGAAGAUUAUUUUUGGUCUGAUAUUUGGCUUUUUAGUGCCGGGAUGGACUCCCAACAUUUCCCUGACGUUCAAAGGCUAAAUAAAUGCAGAUAUAUAAAUGCUUUUUGUAUGUGCCAGUUAAAAUGAUGUGGCUACCUCAGUUCCUUUAGCCCCCCAUUCCCCCUCCCUUCCCCCUCCAUUGGUACUAACACGUCUAACAGACAAGCAGGAUCUGCUGGUUUACACGGCACACACAUGUUCUACGCUGCUUUCCAAAGCCUGGGGAGAUAUUUGGUGUAUUUUGAUGUCUGUUUUCGGCGAGCGCAUUUUUAUUUUUUGUUGUGGUAUCACUUCUAGGCCAAAUGUGUACAGAUAAAACCAAAAACCACAGCCGUGUGUGCAAAGGUUUCUUUUCACAUAUUAAGAACCUGUCAAAUGGCUUCUGAUGUAUUCUAAAUAAAAUAUUUAUGUACUGUU